Antrostomus carolinensis (chuck-will's-widow) is the source of this 1166-nucleotide messenger RNA. It is a transcript of the gene MKRN1, whose product is annotated as makorin ring finger protein 1. Gene Ontology annotation, molecular function: metal ion binding; ubiquitin protein ligase activity. Gene Ontology annotation, biological process: protein polyubiquitination. Bases 4 to 798 code for a protein of 264 amino acids. The transcript is spliced from 4 exons. Lineage: Eukaryota; Metazoa; Chordata; Aves; Caprimulgiformes; Caprimulgidae. The record is from RefSeq and is a predicted model, not a curated record.
UUCAUGCAUGGAGUUUGCAAGGAAGGAGACAACUGUCGCUACUCCCAUGACCUCUCCACUAGUCAGUCUGCCAUGGUGUGCAGGUAUUAUCAGCGAGGAUGCUGUGCUUACGGAGAUCAUUGCAGAUAUGAACAUACCAAGCCACUGAAAGAGGAAGAAGAGACUGAUGUGAAUCCAGAUGAAAUAAUUUAUCCCUCAGUAUCCUCAGACUUCGCAUCACUCCCUGAAACAGUUGAAGAAAUUAUUGCUGAGAUAGAAGAUGAAGAUGCAGAUCUGGCAGCUGCAGGAGUAGUUGCUGAAGACUGGGUGAAUGCUGUAGAGUUUAUCCCUGGGCAGCCAUACUGUGGGCGUGCUGCUCCUUCCUGCGCUGAAGCACCCUUGCAGGAAAUGGUGAUUGAGGAGGAAUACGAGAAGCAACAAGCAGACUUGGAGAUAAAGAAGGAGCUGUGCCCCUACGCUGCAGUAGGAGAGUGUCGUUACGGAGAAAACUGCGUGUAUAUCCACGGGGAUGUGUGUGAUAUGUGCGGGCUGCAGGUCUUGCAUCCAAUUGAUGCUGCACAGAGAUCUCAGCACAUAAGGUCUUGCAUUGAAGCUCAUGAGAAGGACAUGGAGCUUUCAUUUGCCGUCCAGCGUAGCAAAGACAUGGUGUGCGGGAUAUGCAUGGAGGUGGUGUAUGAAAAAGCUAAUCCUAGUGAGCGCCGCUUUGGGAUCCUCUCCAACUGCAGCCACACUUACUGCCUGAAGUGCAUCCGCAAGUGGAGGAGUGCUAAACAAUUUGAGAGCAAGAUUAUCAAGUGAGGCACUUUCCCAUUUUGAUCAUGCUUUGUUACUAUGGAAGAACUCAGUAACUUGUGACAACUUGCAGCAGGCUUCCCGAUGCAGACUGCACAAACUCUGCAUAUAAUGCUUACUAACUUUAGUUUGGAAGUGAAAUAACUGUUAGGGGUAGCAUUUACACUCUGAUUUGGUUAAUAUGGAUUAACUUUCCAAAACUCAUUUAAUAGUAGAAAAUAACUUUCAUUUAUUUAGUAGCAUGUUGUCCAGUGGUUACUGUUUACUUUUUGGACACUCAGACAGGAAUCUGAAAACAGAUUAACCAGUUCAGAAUGUAUGCUUCUUAAUUCAUUACCACCCUAGUUCAUUAAUCAGUUGACAGAACAUUUCUC